CUUCAUCAUGCCGUACGAAGGACACUGCAUGUGCAACAGCAUCAAGGUGACUCUGGAUGAACAACCAGACACCACCUUGCGAUGUCACUGUCGUAAUUGUGCCAGAUCUGGCGGUGGAUCAUCCCUCAACUACAUAGUCGAUGAACCCGAUAUGACCAUCGACGAUCCACACUCAGCCCUGAAGAACUAUGAGGAUAAUGAGACCACCAGUGGGGAUUGUGUUUUGCGGCAAUUUUGUAGUAAUUGUGGAUGCCCCGUCGUUGCCCGGAGCCAAUUCCCCAAAAAAACUCUGGUCAAAGCUUCUUUGUUCGAUGAGAUAUCGCGUCCUGUCAAAGAGGUUUAUACGGAUAGGAAGCAGGAAUGGUUGCAAGCUAUUGAGGGGGCGGAACAGAGUUGAGUGUGUAUGUAUAGUUUGGGGUUGGAUGUUUUGUUUGCAUUUUUAUAUCAAGUUAUUCUAUGUUGGUUACAAAUGCCUACUAAACAACCGGGG
Molecule: messenger RNA, 490 nt
Organism: Aspergillus glaucus CBS 516.65
Lineage: Eukaryota; Fungi; Ascomycota; Eurotiomycetes; Eurotiales; Aspergillaceae
Product: GFA family protein
Exons: 5
Coding region: 8-397 (129 amino acids)
Molecular function (GO): carbon-sulfur lyase activity
Source: RefSeq, a predicted model, not a curated record